UAUUAGGAUUUUGAUUUAGCUGACGGGUAUAACAGAUCAGAAGCUUGUAUUGUUUUGUAUCUUCAAAAAGCUUCUGAAGCCAAACGUUCAUACGGAACAUUGUUGAAUGUAAAAUCAAUGCAGUUUGGUAAUCAUGAUGGGACACUAACCGAGCAUGAUGGAAAUCACUUUAAAUCAUUGCUAUUAGAUUCUUAUAAAGAAGCUGACAUAGAUCCGGCUACAGUAGAUUUCAUAGAAGCUUACGGAUCGGGAAUUAAGAAUGAAGAUGCUAUGGAAUUAAAUAUCAUGGAAGAAGUGUUUUGUACUGAAAAUAGAAGGACACCUUUAAAAGUGGGUUCCGUGAAAAGUAACGUAGGUCACUGUGAAGUGUCUAGUCUCUUUAUGUCAAUUGUAAAAGCCAUCAUUACGCUGGAAAGUGGAUACAUACCACCUAACAUAAAUUACACAGGACCAAAUAAUAAUGUAGCAGCGUUAAAGAAUGGAAAAAUUCAAGUAAGUGUAAUACAAUUAGUUUUACUAUAAUUUUUA
Molecule: messenger RNA, 528 nt
Organism: Acyrthosiphon pisum (pea aphid)
Lineage: Eukaryota; Metazoa; Arthropoda; Insecta; Hemiptera; Aphididae
Product: fatty acid synthase-like
Exons: 2
Coding region: 118-522 (134 amino acids)
Biological process (GO): fatty acid biosynthetic process
Molecular function (GO): fatty acid synthase activity
Source: RefSeq, a predicted model, not a curated record